Prorocentrum cordatum is the source of this 5767-nucleotide messenger RNA. The record is from the annotation of a GenBank genome assembly. Lineage: Eukaryota; Dinophyceae; Prorocentrales; Prorocentraceae.
AUGCCCCCGAAGACCCCGACGGUGGCGCUCUCGGUGGGCAGGCCAGAGAAGCGCCGCAGGCUCGUGGGGAAGCAGAGCCAGCAGACGGCGUUCCUCGAGCAGGUCGUCGGCGAGGAGAACAGGAGCGCCUCGCGGGAGGUCUACUUGGUGACUCUGCCGCACACGGACAAGGAGGGUCUCGAAGCGCCGGCGGCUUUCUCGCGGGAUGAGUCUCGCGACGCGUUCCUGGACUGCUGCGGCGCCCCGGACGCCGACCCCGCGUGGCUCGCCAGCCAUCGCGGGCAGGGGGCCGCGCCCGUCGGGGUCAAGAAGCUGGUGGUGUUCAAAGAAUACUGCUCGCCAGUGGCAGGCGUCCGGCGGGCGCACAACCGCGUGGCCUUGCACCUGGGCAAGAAGAGCAAGUUCUUGACCGCGAAGCGGGCCUUGCCCAACAGGUACCAACUUGCCUCUCGCUGGUCCUGCAGCCACGACGGGCCCUGGGCGGCCGUCGGGCACGGCGCGAACGCGACGCCCAAGGAGCCGCGGUGCGCUCUGGGCGUUGACUACUCGGCUUGGCCCGCAGAGCACCCGCCGCUGACCGCGGCGAAGAGGGGGCCGACGACCGCCCGCGCUCUGGAGAAGCGCAGGACCGCGCGGGAGCAGGAAGUGGACCUGUGGCCGAUAGUGGUCAGGUCUGGGAUCCGGAAUUCUCCGAACGACCCCCGCGCAGUGCGCAAGUUGAUGGCGUGCGCUAAGACGUCUUGGUCGCACGAGGUGGUCGCCUGGAUGUCCAAGAACGAGCACGUGCUGGAGAAGGUCAUCGACAAGGCCUGGGCGUGGGAGACCGUGGACAGCUUCCUCGAAGAUUGGACGAAACCCGCCGUGCAACAGUCCACGGAGGCCCUGCGGACGCCUCGCGUUUGCGGCGGCCGCUGGCUGCACCGCGUCCGCGAGAGCCUGCCGAUGAAUCGCGUCGACGUCCCCGACCAGUGCAGCAGCGUCUUGAUGUCCCUGAAGCACGGUCGGUCCGAGGCGGCCCUGGCGGUCACCGUGGCUGGGCACUUCGGCGGAGAGGGGAAGUCUCUUUUCCUCUCGGCGGUGCGGCCGCUGUUUGGCGGUGAGCGCGUGCAGGAGAGGCCGGGCGGGGGGCAGUUUUGCUUCCGCGGCUUGGACAAGGCCAAGGCCGCGGUGCUGGACGAGUGGGUGUUCAUCGAUGGGACGGCGCUGGCGGGCCUCUCGUCCGAGUCGUCGCAGCGCCCGCUGGGGCAGGCUGGCAUGCUGCUCCAGCGGCUGAAUUUGCAUGUAUUCAUUGUGCCGAUUCCCAAGCCGCCGGCCCCGAAGCUACUGCCGUGCCCGCGCUGUUUCUCGACCCUCGUCACAAGCGAGGCUCUGAAGUUCAAGCCCGCUUUCAUGAAAGUAGCUGGCGAGGCAGCCAACAAGGCAGCCAACGAGGCAGCCUACGAGGCACCCGGCGAGGCGGCCAACGAGGCCUCCGACGAGUCAGCCCGCAGGGCAGCCAAAAAAACAGCCGUCGAGGCAACUGGCGAGGCAGCCAGCGAGGCGGCCAACGAGGUAACCCACGAGGCAGCCAACGAGGCAACCAACGAGGCCACUUUGAAGAGGGCCUGCCCUUCCGUGCGCGGCCAGUUCCGCGUCGCGGAGGACAGCGACCCCGCGGGCUACAAAUCUCGCUCGGGCACGGCGGCGAAGGAGUCCGCUGGCAUCCAGACGUUGGACUUCCCGAAGCGGCCCCCUGAUCUGAUGCCGCUUGGUUUCGCCAUCUGGGCCAAUCUGAACAAGCGCAUGAGGGGGCCAGCCGUGGCUGGGUCUCGCCGGGGGGUGGCGCUCUCGGUGGACAGGCCAGAGAAGCGCCGCAGGCUCGUGGGGAAGCAGAGCCAGCAGACGGCGUUCCUCGAGCAGGUCGUCGGCGAGGAGAACAGGAACGCCUCGCGGGAGGAGUUUCGCGGCGCUUUCCUGGGCUGCUGCGGCGCCCUGGACGCCGGCCCCGCGCGGCUCGCCAGCCCUCGCGGGCAGGGGGCCGCGCCCGUCGGGGUCAAGGAGCUGGUGGCAUUCAAAGAAUACCGCGCGCCAGUGGCAGGCGUCCGGCGGGCGCACUACCGGGUGGCCUUGCACCUGGGCAAGAAGAACAAGUUCUUGACCGUGGAGCGGGCCUUGCCCAACAAGUGCCAACUCGCCUCUCGCUGGUCCCGCAGCCGCGACGGGCGCUGGUCGGCCGUCGGGCACUGCGUGAACGCGACGCCCAAGAUGCCGCGGAGCGCCCUGGGCGUUGACUACUUGGCUUGGCCCGCGGAGCACCCGCCGCUGACCGCGGCGAAGGGGGGGCCGACGACGGCCCGCGCUUUGGAGAAGCGCAGGACCGCGCGGGGGCAGGUCGAGGGCGAGAAGGGGAAGCCAGAGCCUCGCGUCGAGGAGGUGGACCUGUGGCCGAUAGUGGUCAGGUCUGGGACCCGGAAUUCUCCGGGCGACCCCCGCGCAGCGCGCGAGUUGAUGGCGCGCGCUCAGACGUCCUGCUCGCGCCAGGUGGUUGCCUGGAUGUUCAAAAACGAGCACGUGCUGGAGAAGAUCAUUGAGCAGGCCUGGGCGUGGGAGAGCGUGGACAGCUUCCUCGAAGACGUGACGAAACCCGUCAUGCGACAGUUUAGGGGGGCCUUGCGGACGCCUUGCGUCUGCGGCGGCCGCUGGUUGCACCGCGUCCGCGAGAGCCUGUCGAUGAGUCGCAUCGACGUCCCCGACUUGUGCAGCAGCAUCUUGAUGUCCCUGAAGCGCGGUCCGUCCGGGGCGGCCCCGGCGGUCACCUUGGCUGGGCGCUUCGGCGGAGAGGGGGGGUCUCUUCUCUUCUCGGCGGUGCGGCCGCUGUUCGGCGGUGAGCGCGUGCAGCUCUUGUGGCUGGAGGGCAAGAAACCCGUGCCCAUCACUAUGCCCCAGAACCAGCACGUCGGGCACAUGUUGUACAUGGGGUCCGCCCCGAUUUUUGUCACCUGCCCCGAGACGGCGCUGGCGGGCCUCUCGUCCGUGUCGCCACAGCGCCCGCAGGGGCAGGCUGGCGUGCUGCUCCGGCGGCUGACGUUGUACUUAUUCAUUCACUUUGCCGAUUCCCAAGCCGCUGGCCCCGAAGCUAGCGCCGUGCCCGCGCUGUUUCUCGACCCUCGUCGCAAGCGAGCCCCCGUGGAUCUUCGCGAGGCCUUCCUGGAGGCCCUCCCGGGCGAGGUCCGCGUGAAGGCCGCAGCUGCCAUCGGGAAUGGUCUUCGUGAAGUCGUGCUUCAAGCAAUGGGCGAGCUGAAGACCAUGUUAUCAGACGCGAACGCAAUGGCUCGUAGGAGUGCCGCAUCGGCCAUCGGGCAGGGCGGCCACGAGGCCGUGCUCCAGGCCGUGGACGGGCUGAAGGCUUUGCUGCGAGAUCAGAGUGCAAGCGUCAAGGAGAAGGCCGCAUGGGCCGUCGGGCAGGGCCUCGGUGAAGCCGUGCAUCAGGCCGUGGGCGAGUUGAAGGUAUUGCUGAAAGGCCGCAAGGACCGCGGGCCAGGGGUUCGUGAGAAGGCCGCAUGGGCCAUCGGGCAAGGCGGGAACGAGACCGUGCUCCAGGCCAUGGCUGAGCUGGAGGCUUUGCUGAAAGACCCAGUUGCGAAGGUCCGCGCGGCGGCCGCAGAAGCGAUCGGAAAGGGCGGGAGCGAUGCCGUGCGCCAGGCCAUGGGAGAGUUGCACAGUUUGCUGCACGAUUCAGAUGCUGGGGUCCGUAAGUCAGCCGCGUAUUGUCUACAGAGUAGUGGUGCAGAGUUCGUGGACCACGCGGUCAAGUAUCUUCGGCCUUCGCUCAAUUGGGCUACAACGGAAUCAGAAGCUCUCAGGGAUGCCUUGGACGCUGUGGACAAGUUGGGCCUGGCAGCAAUCCAGAGCUGCCUCCCUGAGUUGAAGCUGGUUCUUCGCGAGUGUGACCUCUGGGAUAAGUUCUCAGCCUCAUCGGUUGCGAUGAACCAGCUGAUUAUUGCAGGAGCUGCAAAGCCCUUGAGACGGUUUUUCAUGUCCCUUCCGAGCCCUUUGCCAGUGGACAUGUUUCACGUCCUGCAGCAGGCUAGGGGCAAGCUGGCGAGCAUGGCAACGAAGUUUCCCACACUGGCGGAUUACAGCGCAAUCCGUGAAGUCGAGAGUGCAAUCGAUGCGCUUACUGCGGUUGCGGAGUACAGUUGCAUGAAGGCAUUCGAGGCGCAAGUGGGUGACCUCUUGCCAGUGAAGUGGUUGGCAGUGGAAGCGCCGAACGGCUACAUGGUGAAACUAGGUGCACACGGGCUAGAAGCCCACAAGUGCCCCAAUAGCCGUGCUUGCCCACGUGAAACCAUCAACGUCACCGUGGCCGCAGCUGGCAGCGGCCGAGCCAGCGCGUCGCCGCGCGCAGACUACACAUGCCCCCUUGCGCGCAACACAAGUGGGGAAGGCAGCCCAUGCGACGAGGGAUACAACAGCAGCGUUGCUGGAUGCGCUGGCUGCCUGAAGGGCUGGGGCCGAUCGUUUUCAGAUGCGUUUUUGUGCCAGAGGUGCAGCAGUUUCGGUUGGCAGUGGGCAGCCUGGCUGGCCCAACCUUCCGCGCUGCUAUUACUAUCGCUGCGGAGCGCAAACAAUGCAGCUGCACAAGGUGAGGCUGCGGCCCUUGCCAACGACGUGCUGAAGAUCACCCUCUCCUUCAGCUCGAGCUCCGCCGUGAUUCUAUCGUCGUUGGGCACCUCUGCUGUGAACCGCAACUUCAGCAACCACACGAAGGACUGGCUGGGACAUGUCUCGUGGGUUACCCAGCUAGGCGAGGCGAUUGGAUCUUCGAGCGCCGCCGACUGCUUGUUGGGGCGGGUGCUCUCGCUCGACGAGCUGCUCGUGAUGUCGCUCGUAAAUCCAGCCAUCGUUCUUUCCACCGCCGUACUGGUUCUGGGCGUCAUCUGCGUUGUCCGCUGGUGGCGGGAUCUGGGCACCACCUUCGGGAAGGACCUCAUGACCCUUUCGCUGGUCGCUGGAAACCUGUACCUGCCCAGCGUGGCGGCGGCCUGCGCGAUUGUCGUCCCCUGCUACCACACACAGGCUGAAGAUUACAGGGAUAGUUUCCGCAUGGCGUAUUCCACGGCUGAGAGUUGCGGUGACCGAUGGUUUCACAUGCUAUUUCGGGCGCCGCUUCUUGUUCUGGUGUUCAUUGUCGGUCCCUUUCUCUGGUGGUGGCUUCUCGAUAAGUGCGCGCUGGAGGAGGACAGGCGAUUGCUGCGUUUCCUGACAGCCUCGUAUCGUCCAGCGAACCAGGGCUGGGAGGCAAACCGCCUUGCGAAAAACAUCCUCUUGAAGUUCGCUGUGGCCGCUGCGCCCGAAUCGUAUCACCCAGGGCUGCAACUGUUCCUCGUCCUGACCCUGAUGUUCACUUUCACAGCUGCGCACCUGCGCUGCUACCCGUACAAGUUCGGUGCUCUCAACACCAUUGAGGCCAGCUCCUUGUGCGUGCAGAACGUUUGCAUCAUGGUAUCCAGUCUGGCAGUAAGCGAAUCAUGGCCACUGACCAGGGGCUUCGCUGCGCACUUGACCUUGUCCGCGUACAGUUUGCUGGCGAUCAACGCUUUCGUCCUUUCGUCCUUAUGCGUCUGGUCGAGGUUCAGGCUCGACGACGGCCACGACCUCGUCAAGGCCUGACCACUCGAGCGCGUCGGAUGGCAUCUGCGCGGCGUUCUGAGCGAGCCGCCAGGCGAGACCAGGACAGGUCCUGCGCAGCACUUGGUUGGGCUUGUGGAAAGAGCGCGGGCAUGUG